AUGAGGGACGACUCGCACGACUCGCGAGGCACAGUCAUGUCUAUCCCCUUGACACCCCGUUACGAUGGUUACAACGACUUCGACUCUCGAAUUUCCUACUCUUCAGGCUUUGUUGACCAGAGUAUGGACUAUGAGUACGGCAACUACUACUCUAAUGACUCCCAAGCAUCCGCCGCUUGGUCGCCUUCCUUCAACAACGGCCAGGAGUAUGAGAGCUUGGAGAAGAAGUACAUCUAUCUCGUGCUGGGCUGUCGAGCAAAGCCCUUGAGCUGGUUGGCCGACUUGGACCGGCACUACAAAGGGGGCCAUCUGCCAAUCUCGCAGAAGUAUAAAUACACGUGCGACUACAGGAAGUGCGCAUGCAGCACUCACAGCGGCGGCAACAGCAAGCCUGGCAGCAGCAAGGACAGCAGCGGCAACCUCCUACGAAGAGGGAUACGAAGAGCACGCCUUCUACCGCAAGGACCACUUCUGCGAUCACCUACUAGACUUCCGCAAGAUCCUCUCAAGCGUAGCAGCAGCAAGGGUAGCCACAGCCCAGCCAACUGGCUCAAGGAUCGCUACAUAGAUCUCAAAUGGUGGCGUUGUAGCAAGUGUCUCCAGCGCGUCUAUGUCUCGAGUGACGGCUGGGAGUGUCGCGAUUGCAAGGUCAUGUGCUAG
Lasiosphaeria miniovina is the source of this 660-nucleotide messenger RNA. RefSeq lists its product as uncharacterized. The transcript is spliced from 2 exons. Bases 1 to 660 code for a protein of 219 amino acids. The record is from RefSeq and is a predicted model, not a curated record. NCBI's taxonomy places the organism in Eukaryota, Fungi, Ascomycota, Sordariomycetes, Sordariales, Lasiosphaeriaceae.